Molecule: messenger RNA, 1362 nt
Organism: Thyridium curvatum
Lineage: Eukaryota; Fungi; Ascomycota; Sordariomycetes; Thyridiales; Thyridiaceae
Exons: 4
Coding region: 1-1362 (453 amino acids)
Molecular function (GO): protein-phosphatidylethanolamide deconjugating activity
Source: RefSeq, a predicted model, not a curated record
AUGGAUGCCGCCGUAGCUGGAGCUGCAGACCUCGGCAGAUAUGGUCGCCGUAUUGUCAAGAUGAUCUGGGACCCGGAGCCCGUCAACGAUACCGCCGCAGAUAUUCCCGUCUGGUGCUUGGGGUGUUCGUAUACCGUCGGGACUAGCAGAGACGCCGACCGUCAACACUCGGGUGCUCCAACUACUCCUCCACCACUGCCAGCCGCCUCGGCCACUGCUUCACACCCAGGCACGAAUGCGGCGCCCGUCACGCCCCCCGACUCCGCCUCGAGCAGCUUCAGCUCCUCGCUGGCCUACGAAGACGCCGGUGACGACAGCGGCGGAUGGCCCGUCGCCUUCCUGGACGACUUCGAGUCCCGUAUCUGGAUGACGUACCGGUCCAGCUUUGACUCCAUCCCGAGAUCUGCAGACCCCAAAGCCUCGACGGCUCUCUCCUUCUCCAUGCGUCUGAGAACGCUAGGCGACCAGUCGGGCUUCACCUCCGAUAGUGGAUGGGGGUGCAUGAUCCGCUCCGGCCAAUGUCUACUCGCAAACGCGCUGGCCAUGCUCGAGCUCGGUCGAGACUGGCGGAGAGGCGAUAAGAGCGACCAGGAAAGGCAGCUCCUCUCUCUGUUUGCAGACGAUCCGAGGGCGCCCUUCUCUAUCCAUAGUUUUGUCAGGCACGGCGCCGAGGCAUGCGGAAAGUACCCCGGCGAGUGGUUUGGACCGUCAGCCACGACUCGAUGUAUCCAGGCGCUUACCAACGCGCGGCAGGGCCAGCUUCGUGUCUACUCCACGGGCGACCUCCCGGAUGUCUAUGAAGAUACUUUUAUGGCUACCGCCAAGCCGAACGACGAGGCGUUUCAUCCUACUCUGAUUCUGGUGAGCACAAGGCUCGGUAUCGAUAAGAUCAACCCAGUCUACUGGGAGGCCCUCACAUCCAGUCUACAGCUACCUCAGUCUGUAGGCAUCGCUGGGGGGCGCCCUUCCUCAUCGCACUAUUUUGUUGGUGCCCAGCGAUGUCCUGACAACCAAGGUUCCUUUCUAUACUACCUCGACCCUCACUUUACCCGCACCGCCCUCCCCUUCCACGAGCAGGUCGCCGAUUACACGGCGGACGAAGUCGGUUCGUGUCACACGCGGCGGCUGCGGCGGCUUCAUAUACGCGAGAUGGACCCGAGUAUGCUCAUAGCCUUUCUCAUUCGAGACGAGGAUGACUGGGAGACGUGGAAGAGCUCUGUCAAGCAUGUCCAGGGAAAAGCCAUCAUUACCAUAUCACCAAACGACCCAGCCGGGGCUAUGGCCCCUGGGCGGCACGAGGCUAUUGACGAGGUCGAAACUCUGAGUGAUGAAGACGAUGCAGAGACCAUCUUGGAGGCCUAG